AUGAAAACGAAAUAUGCGUGGGGGAGAUUGGUUAUCAAAGAUAGACGAACGAACAAACAACAAAAGGAAUGUAAGUCUUUGAAGAGUAUAUUAGAAACUACCGAAGUUGACGGCUUGGUAGAGGCUGGCGAGAUAGUUCAGUACGAUUUUGCGCAACCGGGUCCAUCUUUAAGAGAGAUAGAAGGCUCAGAAAUCAAUCGAGCACUUGGUUUUGAUAAAAUAAGUAAUGAGUUUGAUAUGACGUGUAAUAAUUUUGAUAUUUCAAAAACUCAGAUAAGAACAAAUUUACUUACUAUUCCUCUAAAACCACAACCAGGACUAGCCCGUGAGGAGUACAAAAACGAAGAGCGGAAACUCUUCAACCAAUGGAAACUACAAAUGAACGGUCUACUCCGCCAAGCAGGAGUACUUACUCCCUAUGAACGUAAUCUUAAUGUCUGGCGCCAAUUAUGGUUCACCCUAGAACGUAGUGAUAUUAUUGUCCAGAUUGUUGAUGCCCGUAACCCCUUAGUUUACUACACCCCGGAUAUUGCUAAGUUAAGCCCAGAAAAACAACACGUUCUACUCCUCAAUAAAUCAGAUUUACUAUCGCCGGCCCAAAAACAGGCCUGGCACGUCUACUGGCAAGCCCAGGGUAUUACUCACUUGUUCUACUCCAGUAAGACCGGUUGUAUUGACUGGGUUGACUGGAUAGGUCUUAAUGGUGAAGAAUUAAGAGGUAGUACUGAAGAUGGAGAUCUUUUAAAGGGUUUAGGUAGUCAAGGUAAGUGUGUAGGUAUGAUUGGUUAUCCUAAUGUAGGAAAGAGUUCUACUAUCAAUGCUAUCUUUAAAAAGAAAGUAGUUCAAACUAGUCUAGUUCCAGGGAAGACUAAAUCUAUUCAGACAUUAAAUAUAGGAGAAGUAACUCUUUGUGAUUGUCCAGGUUUAGUCUUUCCUUCUUUAGUAGCACAUAAGCAAGAUUUAGUCUUAAAUGGUAUUUUAGCUUUAGAUCAUACCCGGGAUAUUAGAGGGUGUUUAGAAGUAAUAGUAGAAAGACUUGGAGUAAGAACACUUUGUUACUUACUGGGUGUACGUUGUUUUAUUAAUGAUUCAAGACGGUCUUUAGCUGAUAACUUUAUGGAUGCUUUGAAGAGAACAACUGGGUGCCAGGAAGAGGGUAAAUUAGUGAAGGGGUUAGUUAAGGACUAUUUAGAAGGUCGGAUUAAGUACGUACAUGCUCCACCUGGUCUCUGUCCUGUUAAGUUUAAUGAAGAUUCUAAUGGGGUACCAGAUGAGUUUGUAGUAGAUACAACUCCAAAUCAUGAUUGGUAUGCUGAGGCCCAGAAGAAGCCAGAAGCUAAACUAUCGGCUGAAGACUUGCUUUAUUCUAAGAAGCACUACCUGAAGAAAGGUUUGACUCGUCGCUUUCAAAACUACUAG
Molecule: messenger RNA, 1419 nt
Organism: Nematocida homosporus
Lineage: Eukaryota; Fungi; Microsporidia
Product: large subunit GTPase 1
Exons: 1
Coding region: 1-1419 (472 amino acids)
Cellular component (GO): cytosol
Molecular function (GO): GTPase activity; GTP binding
Source: RefSeq, a predicted model, not a curated record